Messenger RNA from Ostertagia ostertagi, 498 nucleotides. The record is from the annotation of a GenBank genome assembly. Lineage: Eukaryota; Metazoa; Nematoda; Chromadorea; Rhabditida; Trichostrongylidae.
AUGAAUGAUGUUGUUGGAGCGCAAAGUUCGGCUGGUUGGGCGAUGAAUCCAGCGGUCCAGCAUACCCUCCGAAGGCAUCGUGAAAUUUUGAGAGACUACGGUACGGAAUUUCGCAGAGCCCGCGAUAAUGUGCAACAGCAACUGCAGAGAGAAUCAUUGCUCUCCGGUGGUGUGAGCGGAUCUAACCCGGAUGGGUCUUGUCUCAACAAUCGUGUCAAAGGCUCUGACUUAUAUCUCAAAGAAAAUGAACACAUCAGCAGCUGCGAUCGACUUAUCGAUGAGCAGAUGAGCAUAGCAAUGGCGACAAAAGAAAAUUUACAACGUCAAAGUAUGAGCUUAAGAGGGAUCGGAAAGAAAAUGGACACUCUGGCCAAGAAAUAUCCGAUGAUCAGCAAUGUAAUGCAGAAAAUUCAGUACAAGAAGCGGAAAGAUGCAGUAAUACUGGCAACAGUAGUGACAUGUUGCUUGAUAUUUGUGUUCUUCUACCUGAAGAGUUGA